Molecule: messenger RNA, 2176 nt
Organism: Pyricularia oryzae 70-15
Lineage: Eukaryota; Fungi; Ascomycota; Sordariomycetes; Magnaporthales; Pyriculariaceae
Product: RNA polymerase TFIIH complex subunit Ssl1
Exons: 2
Coding region: 459-2009 (516 amino acids)
Biological process (GO): DNA-templated transcription; regulation of transcription by RNA polymerase II; nucleotide-excision repair
Cellular component (GO): transcription factor TFIIH holo complex; transcription factor TFIIH core complex
Molecular function (GO): zinc ion binding
Source: RefSeq, a predicted model, not a curated record
GCUAGCUGCUUUCACAUGCAAGCUCGAAUAACCCAAUUGAUUAUUAGCACAAGCAAGCUAAAACAGAUUUCACGCGACACUGCAUUCAAAGCGAUUCUCCUUGCGACACGUCGGUUUUUAAUUACCAGUUUGCGCUAACACCUCAGUCAAAGUACGGCGGAACUAGACUAGAAGCCUGUCAGAUUAGGAAUUGGACCCAUCACUUGCUCUCACGCCUACCUGCUCAACAUCCAACAUCGCCAACUUGGCCUGCUUCCAAGUAGGUGAUUUGGUAACCUACCAUCAACUCCUCCUACAGGAACCAAGAAAUUACUCGCCACUUUGUGACCCGAUAAUUGCCGCCCAGUCCCAGCCCCUCCGCUCGAAGGCGAUCAAAGCGCUUUUACCACAUCCGAACCCGGUUCUAAUCCCCGGUGUGGGUUGGAAUUACCCAGAGCUCCCCGACAACAGCAUCCACGAUGGCAGACUCGGAUGGCGAGUUUGUUGUCGACGACGGCUCGGAUGACGAGCUUGUAGCACAGUCUGGUGGCGCACGCGGUGCAGCCGGCGGGGGGCGGUCGGGCAAGGGCGGGGAUGAAGGUGGCAAGCGCAGGAAGAAAGCCAGCAAGGCAGCAUGGGAAGACCUGCAAAGAUCAUGGGAUGUGGUCCACGAGCUGGACGACGGCAACCUCUCGCUCGAGGGCUUCCUGGAGGCCGAGAAGCGUCGGCGCGUGCUCCGUGACACGACGCCCAUCCAGCGCGGAAUUAUACGGCACCUAGUCUUGGUCAUCGACAUGUCCUUCGCCAUGGCGGAGAAGGACCUGAUGCCGACGAGGCACCGCUUGACCAUCUCGUACGCCAUCGAGUUUGUGCGCGAGUACUUUGACCAAAACCCCAUCAGUCAGCUGGCCAUCGUGGGCAUGCGCGACAGCAUAGCCGUCCGGAUCUCGGAUUUAAGCGGGAAUCCGGCGGAACACAUUGAGAAGCUCAGGGCUUUGCCGGACCUAGACCCGUCUGGUAGCCCUAGUCUACAGAACGCUCUAGAGAUGUGCCGAGGCGCAUUGUUUAACACUCCCUCACAUGGCACCCGUGAGGUAGUUAUAAUAUUCGGCGCAUUACUAUCACUAGAUCCCGGCGACAUACAUGAGACGAUUGAUGGGCUCAUGCAGGAUAGGAUACGAGUGUCGGUGAUUGGGCUGGCGGCCCAGGUCUAUAUCUGCGAGGAAAUAUGCCGACGAACAAACUCUGGCAAGGCAGCGGCAGAUCUGGGAAUUGUUACAGACACCGACGGAUCAGCAUACAACGUAGCCCUUCACGAGGUGCAUUUUCGGGAGCUGCUGAUGUCGGCUACGAGACCUCCUGUAACGCGACAAAGUCAACUUCAACAGGCAACGGGAGAGACCGCUUCCCUGCUGAUGAUGGGUUUUCCCUCGCGAAAGACGGACAAGGACCCGGCUCUGUGUUCAUGUCACAACAGGCCUGUGCGGAACGGCUUCCUGUGCACACGAUGCGGAUCAAGAGUCUGCCGUCUGCCCUCCGAGUGCCCCGCGUGCGGCCUGACACUGAUCUUGUCCACGCACCUGGCCCGAUCAUAUCACCAUCUGUUCCCGCUAAAGAUAUGGUCCGAAGUGCCAUGGAAUGACGCCGUUCGCAGCGUCUCCUGCUUUGCAUGCCACGCACCGUUCCCCGAUGCCAAGAACAAAGAUGCGGACAAGGGCAAGGACGCCGAGAAGGAUCCCGGUGACAAACACCUCAAGGUCCCUUCCAAAGAUACAAACGGAAAAAAGAAGAAGCCCGCGGCACCUGUGCCCAAAGGCGUCAGUGAGAGUGGGAGAUAUAUGUGCCAGGUGUGCAGGCAUCACUUCUGUAUCGAUUGCGACGUCUUUUCGCACGAGGUGCUGCACAAUUGCCCCGGAUGCCAGAGCGAUACUCGAGGCGAUCUGGCUACGACAAACGGAAAAGGGGCCGCCAACGGAUCCGUAAGCAAUGGUGUUGCACAUGAUUCCAACGGGGCCAUGGCGAUUGACUAAAUGUUCACGGCUACGGCCAUUUUCAAGUUGCGCAUGGCAUGGGUGGACUAUAGAUCGAUAUGUUGCAAUUAGAGGCAAAAUUUAUGGUCUUGUUGAUGCCUUUCCAGUGAAGAUAUUAGGAGAGAAAUCCGUGCAUAACAAAUAUGGGAUUAUGUGCUCUGUUCUCU